AUGACAAUCUUUCCUUCAUCUUUUGUAUGUCUUGAUCCACUUCGAGGAAUACGAUGUCCUAUAAAAUCCAUAUAUCAGCUUGGAGACUCUACAGCAGACACCGGGAAUCUAAUUCGACUAAUUCCUGCAGCUCCUGCGGCUCGCCUACCUUAUGGAGAAACUUUUCCACGAUUCCCCUCUGGCCGUUGGUCGGAUGGUCGACUUAUCAUUGAUUAUAUUGCUGCAUCUCUUGGGCUUCCGCCAUUGAAUCCUAACUUGGACAAAAAUGCUACGUUCUUCAAUGGCGUAAAUUUUGCUGUGGCCGGAAGCACGACUCUCAGCCCUAAGUUUUAUGCAGCUCGAGGGACCAAGGUUCUACCACUUCCAUCACUUUUUGCUCAAUUGGCGGCGUUUAAGAAAUAUCUUAAGAAGAUUUGCCUCACUCCAGCAGAUUGCAAACUAAAGCUCAGAAGAUCGCUCGUGUUUGUGGGUGAAUUCGGGUACAAUGACAUUGCAUACGCAUUUCAACAAGGGAAAUCCCUUGCAUAUAUCGAAACAUACUUGCCACUCGUUAAUGGAGCCAUCCUCAAUGCGACAAGAGAGGUAAUCCUAUUAGGCGCCGACCAAGUCAUUGUCCCCGGACUUUAUCCACUCGGAUGCUUCCCUUUUUCUCUGAGCUCGGCUGAUCGCGAUCAUAGCUUGCUUAAUGAAAGAACCAAAGAUGAAUUUGGAUGUCUAAAAGGCUUGAAUGAUUUAAUUCGUUCUCGAAACAAUGACCUAGAAAGAGAUAUAAACAAACUCCGGCUCGAAUUUCCUAAUGUCAACAUACUCUACUCUGACCUCUAUAAUGCUUUUCUAACACUUCUUAUAAAAGCACCCGCUCUCGGGUUUAACCCAAACACUUUGUUUAAGCCUUGUUGUGGACGCCCGGGUUUUUAUCUCACUCUAGGGCCGAUAUUUUGUGGAAACGGAGACGUACCAUUGUGUCCGAAUCCGAAUGACCAUAUACAUUGGGAUGGCAUUCAUCUAACACAAGCUUCUUAUAAACAAAUGGCUCGAUUUGUCAUACGUGAGCUGAAGGCGCAAUGCAUUUAA
Messenger RNA from Andrographis paniculata, 1074 nucleotides. RefSeq names its product acetylajmalan esterase-like. The record is from RefSeq and is a predicted model, not a curated record. The transcript is spliced from 5 exons. Gene Ontology annotation, molecular function: hydrolase activity, acting on ester bonds. Bases 1 to 1074 code for a protein of 357 amino acids. Lineage: Eukaryota; Viridiplantae; Streptophyta; Magnoliopsida; Lamiales; Acanthaceae.